AUGAGGCAAGUUAAAGAAUAUUAUUCCCUUGAUUUAUAUCCAAUUGAUGGUGAAAAUGAUGGCAAUGAAAUUGAUGACAAAGGAGAUGAACUUCUGGAACUAAAUGUGUUCACAGAUUUUACCACUGUGGAUAAAUGGAACCUGACUGAAAAUAAGGCUGUUAAUGAGAUAUUUUAA
This is a messenger RNA of Entrophospora sp. SA101, 177 nucleotides long. Lineage: Eukaryota; Fungi; Glomeromycota; Glomeromycetes; Entrophosporales; Entrophosporaceae. The record is from the annotation of a GenBank genome assembly.